Uloborus diversus is the source of this 1497-nucleotide messenger RNA. RefSeq lists its product as uncharacterized. The coding region runs from base 7 to 1137 and encodes 376 amino acids. The record is from RefSeq and is a predicted model, not a curated record. Lineage: Eukaryota; Metazoa; Arthropoda; Arachnida; Araneae; Uloboridae. The transcript is spliced from 4 exons.
AUAAAAAUGGUUUCACAUUGUUGUGUAUCUGAAUGUAAAGAAAGAUCUGCGAAAGGAGGACGAACAACUUUCCAUUACUUUCCAAAAGAUGAAACAAGAAGGAAAUUAUGGGAGAGUAAAAUAGGGCGAAAAAACUUUAAAGCUUCCGAUCAUAGUCGAAUUUGUUCGAAGCAUUUUUCUGAGGAUUGUUUUGAUAGGUUAAAAUUUGGAGCUACAUGGUUAAAACCAAAUGCUAUACCUACCAUAUUUAAUUUCCCUGCUCAAUCAAAGAAAGGAAACAAGAAAGGGAAGUCUAAAAUCAAAAUUGAAGUUACAGAAGAGAAAUUGCCAAUUGAAACAGAAUUUACAGGAGGAAAAUCUACUAUCAAAACAGAAAUUAUGGAAGAUGAAUCCCCAAUCAAAACAGAAGUUACAGAAGAGUCAUUCCCAAUCAUUACAGAAGGAGAAUUUCCAAUCAUUACAGAAGGAGCAUUUCCAAUAAUCACAGAAGGAGCAUUCCCAAUCAUAACAAAUGAUACACAAGGGGUGUUCCCACCCAUGACAAAUGGUACAGAAAGCGAAUCCCCAAUCAUAACAGAGGUUACUGGAGGGAAUUUUUCUAUCAAAACAGAAGUCACAGAAGAGUCAUUCCCAAUCAUAACAGAAGGAACAUACCCAAUCAUAAUAAAGGAUACACAAGGGGUAUUCCCAACCAUAACAAACAGUUCAAGAGUAUUCCCAACCAUAAUAAAUGGUUCAGGAGUAUUCCCAACCAUAAUAAAUGGUUCAGGAGUAUUCCCAAUCAUAACAGAAGUUAGAGGAGGGAAAUCCCUAAUCGGUCCAGAAGGGAUAAAUUCAUCUGAAAUAGUUGAUACUGAAGGAAAUGCUUAUAUGGAAGAAGAUUUAGAAAAAAGAAAAAGACAACAUUAUUUGGGAGAUUUCACCAUAGAGGACAUGAAUUCGCCAGAAAAGGCACGAAAAUUUUAUCGAGCUGCUCUGGAACGAAAUGAAGUGCAAAAUAAAAAACUGAAGUCCUUGAGGGAGGAUAUGAGAACACUUAAAAGACGAGUGACAAAGCUGCAAAGAAGUCUUUCAGAUGUUGCGAAGAAAUCUCCAAGUGCCAAAUCAAAGCUUUCAUUUCCUGGACCAAUGGCAUAAUCCCUAUAAAGAGUGGGGAAAAGAUUCAAAUGGACGAUAUCCACCAGAACUGCAUGCUUUUGCUUCAAUUCUAGUUUUAUUGCAACAUAGUGUAUGAUUACUUAAGAGCAGCAUUUUUUAAAUUCUUGAAUAAGCUGGUAUUUAGGUCUAUGGAGGUCCAGGCUUAACUCAAGAAGCUGCGUCAACUUUUCAAAAGAGGUUAUGAAGCUAAAGAAAAGAAUUUAAAUGUGACCUCAUCAUUGACUAAGUUGUAUUUAAAAGAUGUAUUGAAUAUGAUGUACAUACAUUUAACUGACACAUUGGCUUUAAAAUAGGAUGCAAUAAUUUUGGACUAUGGUAUCCUAAUCUCAGCCUGAAGAG